This is a messenger RNA of Saprolegnia diclina VS20, 1155 nucleotides long. RefSeq lists its product as hypothetical. Bases 1 to 1155 code for a protein of 384 amino acids. The transcript is spliced from 2 exons. The record is from RefSeq and is a predicted model, not a curated record. NCBI's taxonomy places the organism in Eukaryota, Oomycota, Saprolegniomycetes, Saprolegniales, Saprolegniaceae.
AUGGACAGUACCGAGACGAUCCAGGUGCUCGGCGCCGUCGCUGCGGUCGCCCUCGCGCUCGGCUACUCGCUGCGCCCGCGGGCGCCAACUGCGCGCUUUGGCGACGCCUGCGUCACGAUCAUGCAGCACGAAGCCAACUCGUUCCACGUCAUGGCGCUGCCGCCGACGCGAACAAUCACCGUCUAUCCGCAUCUCGACGUUCCGGCCCUCGCCGCGCGCACGGCGGCCAUUGUCGCGGCCAACCCGUGGCUCGUCGGGCGCAUGGUCUCCGCAGUCGACACGAUGGUCGAGCUCCAGUACGCCGCGUCGCCGAACAACGCCGCGGCAGCGUUCUCCGAGGUGACGUGCUCGUUGCCGGCCGACGCACCGAGUGACGACGUCACGCAUUGGCUCACGACAAACAUUGCGCCGACGAUGAUUGGUCGCGUCUGCCUCGACGAUCCGCGUGCGCGCCUCUUCCAAGUUGUCGCGGUGCACUUUGCGAAUGGCACCAUUGGUGUCGCCGUCGCGCUUUGCCACUCGAUCGGGGACGGCGACACGUUUUACACGCUCUACCAGAUGCUGGAUGUCAAUGAAAAGGUGUGUGCGCUGACGCCGACCCGUGCGUUUUACAACGGGACGCCGGUCUUUCGCCACUGGGCACCGUACACGACGCGGUCGGCGUUCAUGGGCCUCCGCGUCCUCAUCAAUGCGCUGCUGUACAGCUACCGCAAGCUCCUCAAGACGCCACCGCACGUCACACAGUACCGUGUCAACCUGGACGCGAUCGCGGCCGUCAAGAAGGCGUACUCACCGACGCCAACCGCGCCCUUUCUCUCGACCAACGACAUUCUCACCAGUGCUUUCUUCAGCAUGACGCAUACGUCGCUCGGGCUCAUGUCGAUCAACCUCCGCGAUCGACUCGGUCUCUCGUCGAGAGAUGCUGGCAACUACAUCAUCGCCUUCACGUACACGGCCAGUGAGUACGCGUCACCCGCUUGUAUUCGCGCGUCCAACAUCGACAAGCAUGCCCCUCAGCGCAAAAACGCGCCAACGACCGACGACGAUAUUCCAGGUGCAUUGGCUGGCCUUUUUGGCGGGAAAAUCUCGGUGAUCACGAAUUGGUGCUCGUUCUACCAUAAUUUGGUGCUGGCGGACGGCUCUCUUGCCGUUUGA